Messenger RNA from Anguilla rostrata (American eel), 2533 nucleotides. RefSeq names its product IQ motif containing B1 (gene iqcb1). Lineage: Eukaryota; Metazoa; Chordata; Actinopteri; Anguilliformes; Anguillidae. Gene Ontology annotation, cellular component: cilium. The coding region runs from base 298 to 2073 and encodes 591 amino acids. The transcript is spliced from 14 exons. Gene Ontology annotation, biological process: cilium assembly. The record is from RefSeq and is a predicted model, not a curated record. Gene Ontology annotation, molecular function: calmodulin binding.
CAGGCUUUUAUUAUCAGGGAUAAUAAACUACUUUGUCUGAGACUCUGGUUUAUUAUUUUAGUAUCUCUUGCUGAGAAGGAGGAGCUACAAAUUCAUCUAGUAUAACAGAAUGAUCGAUUUGGUUUUCUGAACACCGAAAGUGCUGUGUUCCUCUUCGUAGUCAUGGUAAACACAGCACCGGAAACAGCUGUUACUAAGUAAAGAAAAACCAAACAUCGGAAAGAGCGCCAGAGUUAACGAGGGGCAUCUGUACAGUUUAGCAGUUCACAUGAUCUAAAGGACUCGGCUUAUUUUACAAUGAGUGAUCCUGACCUCCAGCCUCUCAUCGCUGCUAUUGCAAACAAGUCGGAACAAACAGUUCCACAAGUUCUUUUAAAAUUAAAAGAUAUUUUAGGUAGAAAAUCUGUAGAAGAUGACAGAGACCUGGUGAAGCUUAAACAAGAUCUGCAUUCUUACGGUAUACUCCAGUACUGCUCCGCAGCACUGAACUAUGAUUAUGAGAACAUUCAAGGAGGCUACUCAUGUGUUGCGCAAAUGGCCGAAAUUCUCAGCUCGUGCUGUGUGGGUUUCCAUCCUGUUAGAAACAAGGAGGCAUUUCAGAAUGAAUUCCUCCCUUCUGCUGCCGACAGCUUGAUCUCUCUGGCAAAUCGCUUAAUGGACAAAGCUGUGGAGGACAAAGGAAAGGCUGGUAGCAUUCGCCUCUUUCAGAAAGUAAUGGAUUCCAUUAGCUGGCUUUUGAAGGGACACAAUGAGUUAAUCCCACACGUUCUACAGUCUAAACAAUAUGAAGAGAUACAGCUUUCAGAGAAUGAGGAAAUCGGUGUGAUAUCUCUGACACUGUUGCAAAAUCUCAUUCAGGCAAACAGUGCAUUCUUAAGUGACAUCCGCCAUAGAGCUUUGAAAGGCAUUUUGGACGACAUCGUCUACAAGCUGGGCUGCAGCUCCAGCCCUGCAGCUGGGAGAGCGGCCGCAAGGACGCUGCUCUCAUUGGCCCGCAGCCAGAGCUCCAUCGCGGAGGUCAUCCCGGAACAGUACCAAGGUUUGGACUCCCUGUUGAAGAAUGAUUGGAUUGGAAAAGGCUUCGAUGCAGAGGUUCUGCAGCUUAUUGACCUUCUGUAUCCUGGGGUCAGAACACGAGAGCCAGCUCAGGACUUGUCGGAAGAGAAAGUCAGGGCAGCAUGUGUGAUCCAAGCAGGUUGGAGGGCCUUCCAGAUACGGAAAAGAAUGAAAAAACUCCCAAAAGCCGUCAGCGUCCUUCAGAGAAGCUUCCGAGAGCGCAGGUGGCUCCAGGCGACGCAGGCCCAGAGGCGAAGGGCGGAGGAGGAGCUGAAGCACCAGGUGCUCCUCCGCAGACAGAGAGCGCUGCGCGAGUUCCGGCAGCGCCAGCUCCUCCUGCUGGAGAUAGUGCCUGCAGGUCAGGUGGACCGCUUCCUGGGUGACCUGGAUAUGAGGGCCGCAGUGAUGAUCCAGAAGGUCUGGAGGGGGCACAGAGAGAGGCGCAACUUCCAGCAGCAGAAACAGGAACUCAGACAGUUCAAGGCUGCGGUCGCCAUCCAAAGAGCGGUCCUUCGGUUUCUGAAACGUCAGAGGGUGAAAAGGCACAGGUUGUCUCCUUGGAAGGGUCCCAGAGGUCUGACGGAUGCCAGAAGAACAGAGCUUAAGAAACAAGUGGAUGACUACAUCGCUCUUCAUCCUCGUCACGCGGUGUCGGCGGAGGGCUGCAGGGAGCUCCACCAGAGGGCCCAGGAGAUGCUGCGGCAGCACCUGAUGAGGAGGGACGCGGACCGGAGGGCGGAGCAGCACAGACAGGCCCUCCUGGCGCAGAUCAACACCGACCUGGAGCUACUGACAAGUGCUCCCGCUCUGCGGGAGGCUACAGGGGCAGAGUCGAGCGUGUUCCUGAGCAGGUCGGCUCCUGUGGCCAUGCGAGCCAGACAGUCCCACAAUGCCCUGCUUCAGGCUGCCCGCUGCCCCUGGUGGAAGAGGCUCGGGGAUGAGCCCUCGGAUCCCGAAUCGGUGCACAAAGACAGCGUAGACGUAGACCUUCAGAGAUUAUACUUGGGUGGAAGUUGAACACACUAUCAGUUUAGCAUUUCACUAGAAUACAUACAGCAAUAAUACAGCAGUAGGUGCCAUUAGAUCUAGUAAGACUGGUGACUUUGAAAGACAUUCCUACACAAUCAGGACUGCACUUAUUAUACAUGCUGUCUGAAGGAGCCUACUGUGAUUGCAGCAUCUUUGUACUUAAGCUUCAUUUGUUUAUGUUUUUGGGAAUUAUGUAUUUAAUAUUUAUAUCUGAUAUAUUUUUUCUAGAUUACCUGCAUUGUUACAGAAUUUAUUAAAAAUUUUUGCUUUGUGGUUCCGCAUCCUGUCUGUGAAGUUUUACUUCUGUGCCAAUGUUUUUUUUGCCUUUCUUGUUGUAUGUACUGUACAGCACUUUGUUGGCAAAGUAGCCCUGGAUACAGCGAAAUGCACGAGGCAGUGAAUGCCUGCAAUCAAUAAAAGGUCUUUCAUUUCGGGGAGACUAAUCUAC